This is a messenger RNA of Siniperca chuatsi (mandarin fish), 4801 nucleotides long. It is a transcript of the gene adcyap1r1b, whose product is annotated as adenylate cyclase activating polypeptide 1b (pituitary) receptor type I. Gene Ontology annotation, molecular function: G protein-coupled peptide receptor activity; peptide hormone binding; vasoactive intestinal polypeptide receptor activity. The record is from RefSeq and is a predicted model, not a curated record. The transcript is spliced from 13 exons. Gene Ontology annotation, cellular component: plasma membrane; neuron projection. Gene Ontology annotation, biological process: adenylate cyclase-modulating G protein-coupled receptor signaling pathway; cell surface receptor signaling pathway. The coding region runs from base 709 to 2151 and encodes 480 amino acids. NCBI's taxonomy places the organism in Eukaryota, Metazoa, Chordata, Actinopteri, Centrarchiformes, Sinipercidae.
AAAAUAUUGCUCCUUUUAAGUCUGAUGCUACUGAUUCAUGUAAUCAGUUAUGGAGGUAAAAAACAAUAAUAUUUUUUCCUCCAAACCUAAUAAUGUGACAAAAGUAGUGUCUACAAUGUCUACCUAAAGUUGGAGCAACAUCCACAUGCCCAUAACAGUGGUCCAGAGGAUGUCAUCAAUCCAACCACCUGUGCUUUUACUGCCAGUGCAUUCGAUUCAGCUGUACCCCAGCAGAAUUGGUGCUGUUGCUAGAGAGUGCAGCACGUAAAUCAUCCAGCGGAUUCGUGGAUAUAGAUUUUGUGUGUCGACACUUGUUCCACACAAUGCCCUCAAACCACUGCGUCUCUAUUACUCUGGUAAAUCUUCAGUGAAUGAAUCCCAAGCGAGGGCUGUUGACGUCAACGGAUAAAUGCUCAACUGCUCCUCUGCUACACCUCAUAAAGCUGUGACGUGGCGUCUCCUCCCAGACUGACGCCAACAGAGACACAAGAUCGUCUUCCCAGACACCCACCUUCAUCCUCCCUCCCCCCUUCAGGCCCAGAAUCAGCCCAGGAUUUUACAGCUGUCCGAGGGGCUAGGAAGGAGGCGUCCUUUGUGUCUGGAGGCGCAGCUCUGGCACUCUUGCUGUCACUGUUAUCUCUGGCCUCGGUUGUUUCGAGCCAACAGGUGCCCUUUAACUGUGUGAUCAAGAGGGAGCAGGAGAAAUGCAUGGAAAUGAUCGCCUCGGAUGAUCCUGGGAACGAUCCAGAAUUUGGCUGUCCAUGGAUGUGGGACAACCUGACGUGUUGGCAGCCUGCCAGGAUCGGCGAGGUGGUCGAAGUCAACUGUCCCGAACUUUUCUCUCAGUUCAUGAGUGAAGAAGACUACGAGCUGGGGAAGGUGAGUCGUAACUGCACGGAGUUUGGCUGGUCAGAGACCUUCCCUCAUUACAUCGACGCCUGCCUGUAUGAGGAAGGAAACAGCAGCCAUUCGGACAUGUACUACGUGUCGGUAAAGGCUCUGUACACUGUGGGCUAUAGCACCUCCUUGGUCUCCCUCACCAUGGCCAUGGUCAUCCUCUGCAGGUUCAGGAAGCUGCACUGUACCAGAAACUUCAUCCACAUGAACCUAUUUGUGUCGUUCAUCUUGAGAGCUAUUUCAGUCUUCAUCAAAGACGGCGUGCUGUACGCCAAAGAGGACAGCGAGCACUGCUUCAUACGCACUCUGGAGUGCCGAGCAGUGAUGAUAUUCUUCCAUUACUGCGUCCUUUCUAACUACUUCUGGCUCUUCAUCGAGGGUCUGUACCUCUUCACUUUACUGGUGGAGACCUUCUUUCCUGAAAAGAGAUACUUCUACUGGUACAUCAUCAUUGGUUGGGGAACGCCCACAGUGUGUGUGACCAUCUGGGCGGUGCUGAAGCUGCACUUCGAUGAUAUAGGUUGUUGGGACAUGAAUGACAACGCUGCCAUCUGGUGGGUGAUCAAGGGACCUGUGCUGGCUUCAAUUAUGAUCAACUUUGUACUCUUCAUCGGCAUCAUUGUCAUCCUUGUCCAGAAGUUACAGUCCCCAGAUAUCGGUGGAAAUGAAUCCAGUAUUUACCUGAGGUUGGCCCGCUCCACUCUGCUACUGAUUCCUCUGUUUGGGAUCCACUACACUGUGUUUGCCUUCUCCCCUGAGAACGUCAGCAAGAGAGAGCGUCUGGUGUUUGAGCUCGGCCUCGGAUCCUUCCAGGGCUUUGUGGUGGCCGUCCUCUACUGCUUCCUGAAUGGAGAGUAUAUCCCUCAAGGUGCAAUCGGAGAUCAAGAGGAAAUGGCGCAGCUGGACGGUGAACAGGUACUUUGCUGUGGACCUGAAGCACCGGCAUCCUUCGCUGGCGAGCAGUGGGGUGAACGGGGGCACGCAGCUGUCCAUCCUCAGCAAGAGCAGUUCACAGAUCCGCAUGUCCAGCCUGCAGGCCGAGACCCCGGCCACCUGAGCGGCACCAGCGGGGACGCCACGAUCGGCAACGACAACACCUCCGGACCUGACGCCGCCAAGCCUGCCACACCCACCCUCGUCCCGAUGACCAGCCUCACCAACCCGUUCCUCAACCCGUACCCCAACCCAUACCCAGACGAAAGCAUGAUGGAAACUCAACUCAACUCCAGCGACCCAGAACAGCCUCUAGUCUGACCUGCUUCAACCCGAAACAUGACCGAACCUGAAUGUCAGGUGCCAAAUAAUGAAUCUCUUCAUGUCCCGACCUCUGACCUGGUUCAGGUGCAGCCAGAGUGAAAAACAUCUCCUGUUCCUGAGCAGCCUAUCAUCUUCAAAGGGCAUGAUUAGGAAUUGUAGUGUAUAUCUAGUGUCUUGUUGGGCUGUAAAAUGCAGAAGAAGCAUGGUUAUCUCUCUGUAUAUAUUGUGUUAGUGUUGUCUGGUGCUACACUAUUUGCUGCCGUAUAGCACAGAGGGACCAGUUUAUUAUUGCAGCCAGAGAGCUCUACAGUAUGUGCCCUCUCACAGUGAUCAUUCCAGUCUGUCUGAGGAAGUUUUCACAUUUGUCCUCAAGUUUAACCCUCAAAAUGUAUUUUAGACUAUAACUAUACACUGUAUUCCUCAUUAAAUACAGACAUCACAGCUGCUGUGCCAUUUGAAAUGGCUUACUUAAAGACAGACAACACUGGGCAAUGUACAUACCUUAAAGGGGCACUCCACUGAUUUUACACGAGGAUCAGUUUACUUGUCAUGUUGAGUACUUAUCAGCCUGUGAACAGUUAUAAUGUCUUGUGUGGCUCUUGAGGAGCUGAAAAAAAUAACCCUAGUGAUGUCAUCAGGGUUAUUUCAACUUGGGCUUGAAAACCUGCGAUACAAACUGUGGGCAUUGCGUUUGAAAGAUGUGGGUAUUUACCAGAGGAGGAGGAUCUAUCGAAAAGUUACAGUUUGCUGCAUUGUGGGAAAUGUAGUAUCAGUUUUUUUGGAGCUUGCCCCAAACUCUGGACUAAAAUUCAUGAUCUGCUGUCCUCUCCUCUGCUGCUUCGACUCUGACCCAAUUUAAUGUACACUAAAUACCUUCUAACUUUUCACCAUCAAGUCAGUGUUAUUGAUUGAGCUAAGGGUCAGCUGAAACAUUAUGGACCCCAAAUUGGCUAUUUUCAGUGGAGUCAUACCCAGACUUAUUGAACCUGUUCAGUGCUGAAAAAGACAUCCAACUACAUCAUUUCUAAACCAGUGCAACACUCUUGAUGCACAACUAGUGACCGUGUAUGAAAGCUCAUUAUUAUUUCCCAAUACUGGCACAAUCCUUCGAUUCCUGUGUAAACAGUGACUGAUAGACAAUAUAAUGGGUGAUGAAGACAACCAGAUUGAGGAAUGUCGAGGAGAAAUUUCAUCUGGAUCUAACAGGUGAAAAAGCAGUAUUUAUGAGAAGGACAUAUUUUCUACAGUUAUGUGAAAUGCCAAAAAAAAAAAAUGAGGGUUAGAUGAUGACUCAGAGGGUCUUCUUCAGAUGUGUGCACAGUGCUGAGGUUUGCCGACUACGACCACAAACACAAACCUCUCCUUUAAAGCUCAGCACUGAAAACUAGACGUCUGAGAAGAAGACACCUUUGGAGAUCAGUAUGUCUGUAGUUUUAAACAGCCGUUAGUACAGAAAAUGUCAACGAAAAUGAACUCAUGACUGAAGCAUCAUGAGUUCAACUGCAUGCAUGAAACUGCAUUUAUUGUCCAUGUGUUUUUGGGGUUUUUUUUUGGUUGUUGUUGUGAGAAUUCAGUGUUUAAUUGGAUGUUAAAUUUCUUAACAGUUUCUUUUUCUUCAUAAACUUUCAGUGUCUAUCGGGCUGUUGUGGAGGCGAUGUUCUGUAAUACACUGUCACUUUUUAAAGCUGAGCCUCUUCAACAGCCUUCUGCAGGAAGUUUCAACAUUGUACUGGUCGAAGUGAAGGUGUAGACCAACCGGAAACAUCACAGCACUUCACUGUUUUUGGAUACAAUUUCCUGAUUUGUUUCUGAAAAAUGACCAUUUGAAAAAUCCAUGUUAAUUUGGAUUAAUGAGGGUUUCUUUUCAGACAAAUCGCUCGUAACAUCUUGCAGUGUCACUGUCUUGCUGCAGUUAUUGUCUCUGGUGGCAUUUGCUCUCUUUAUGCUUGAAAACAAGCAAAUUGAGAUGGAUGUUACUUUCGGAGAGGGACUUUUAACUCGGGGGUACUUCUCUCAUUCCAAAGACGAAUUAAUCGACUCCUCACUGAGUUUUUGCACGGCCGUAUCUGUUUGCAAAGGCUGAGUUAGCUUUGCAGCUGAUGUCACUGCAGAUUUUUCCUUUGGUCUGACCUGACUAUCCUUCUGAAUCCCAAUGCUCGACUCUACUUUGUGUCUCCAAAAGUGCCUUUAAGCACAAAACAAGUAUUUUGACUUCUGUUGAUGAUUUAAAACAAAAAAGAGAUUUGUCUUUUAAUUUCACAACGAAACUGUAAAGUAAAGAAAAGGGUUGAACAAAGUGCUUUUAUGAUGCUUAAGACGGAAUCAGUAUUUUAAACCUGGAGGCCUUCAAAGUACUUUAACUCGUCUUUUCUAAAGAUGAGCAGAACAUACGACGAUAUAUCACAUGCACACAAGAAUAAAUGUUUUAGUUUUUUUAUUUUACUGACACAUCCUUUAUUUUUCUCUACAGCAGAAAAAUGGAAAAUUACUGAACUGUAAAAGGCCUUGUGUACCUGAACCACGGCAGACUUUUCUUUAUGAUAUUCUUCAGACAUUUUUCUACUAAAAUUGUCCAAGGGGCUGUAUUCUAAAUUUCUAUUAAAUAUGGCUGAAUUUCUCAUUUCUGCAAGGAAUGAAAUGAUUUGAU